Blepharisma stoltei is the source of this 641-nucleotide messenger RNA. NCBI's taxonomy places the organism in Eukaryota, Ciliophora, Heterotrichea, Heterotrichida, Blepharismidae. The record is from the annotation of a GenBank genome assembly.
AUGAAAGCUGCUUUUAAUCCAAAAUGCUUUUAUUCCAAACUAUUUCUUUGCUUUCUUUUUGUCAAGCUGUGCCAUCCUCUAGAAAUAAUACUGGCUCGUUAUGAUUCCUCUAAGAGCAGCCUGAAUGCACUUGAUGAUAAAAGUAUUCAAGAAAUAUAUUGAUCCUUUCCCUCAAUUGAGUGGCACGAAUGCAAUAUAGUUCUAGCACCCUUAUUGAGCAUACAAUUCUUGCUAUCAUACAAGAAACUUAUCGUGCUGAGCGUCAGGAUUUGAGAACUCGAAAUUAUUUGUUAAGCAAGAUUGGCUUGAACAAUAUUGGGAAAAAUAAGCAAUAAGUAUGAUAGGGAUAUAUAUCUAUGAUAAAAGAUUGCAUUUUGUCUCAUCCUGGGAGCUUAGUUUUACUAGAUAUUUCAAAGGCAUUUCAUGUGCAAUUUAAAAUUUCACAAAUUUGUAGUGAGCUAUCUUUGGUGCAUUUGGUCUAUCAAAGCAAGUUUUAUUAUGAAGAUGAGUGGACUUACUCUCUUAUUCGCCAACAAAAUAAGCAACUGGAUGCACUUUUGGCUCUUUUAAACACUUCAAUUGGGCGCAAGGAAUUUUUAUUUCUGACCAGGCAAAGUAUGAGUGGAGAGAUAGCAUCAUAG